AUGUGCUUCCUGUCGAGUAAACCCAACUGUUCCCAGCAGUCUGUCUAUCAGGAAAGCUGCACAGAAAUAUAUUCCUCGGAUGCCCUUCUCUGUUGUUUCUGCACAGCAUUUGACCGGUACUUCCGUAGCCGCUCGCUGUCCAACAACAGAAGGAACGUUUGGUUUGCUGAAUUCUGGGAAGAAAACUUCAACUGUAAGCUGGGAAUGCACGGAAGACGGCCUGGAAUUCUGAAAAAGUGCACAGGUUUAGAAAAAGUUGGCAGAGACUCCAGCUACGAACAGGAAGGGAAGGUCCAGUUUGUGAUGGAUGCCGUGUAUGCAAUGGCGCAUGCGUUGCACCGCAUGCACCGGGAGCUGUGCUACGGAUACCCGGGACUCUGCCCACGCAUGGCCAACAACAUAGAUGGCAAAGAACUGCUUGGACACAUCCGCGCUGUCAAAUUCAAUGGAAGUGCUAGUACACCUGUGAUGUUUAAUGAGAAUGGAGAUGCUCCAGGAAGAUAUGACAUCUUCCAGUACCAGAUCACCAACAGAUCCGCCGCUGAGUACAGAGUCAUCGGCUCCUGGACAAAUAAACUACAUCUCAAAGUGGAGGCCAUGCGCUGGAGAACCGGUGAUCCGUCCCUGCCGGCGUCUGUGUGCAGCAUGCCGUGCCGCACGGGUGAAAGAAAGAAGGUCGUGAAAGGAGCACCGUGCUGCUGGCACUGCGAGCGCUGCGAGGGAUAUUACUUUCAGGUUUCAGAGGUUGCAUGUGAGAUGUGUCCAUACGAGAUGCGUCCUGAUUCCAACCGCACCGGCUGCGUUCCCAUCCCCAUCAUUAAGCUGGAGUGGCACUCUCCCUGGGCCGUCUUUCCCGUCUUCAUCUCCAUGCUGGGGAUCAUCGCCACGUCUUUCGUCAUCGUGACAUUCGUCCGGUACAACGACACGCCCAUCGUCCGAGCAUCCGGCCGAGAGAUGAGCUACGUGCUUUUGACUGGGAUCUUCCUGUGCUACGCCAUAACGUUCCUGAUGAUAGCGACGCCGGAUGUGGGUGUGUGCUCCCUGAGGAGGAUUUUCCUGGGCUUGGGAAUGUGCUUCAGCUACGCAGCACUGCUCACCAAAACCAACAGGAUACAUCGCAUCUUUGAACAGGGGAAGAAAUCUGUAACGGCACCCAGGUUCAUUUCUCCUGCCUCUCAGCUCGUCAUCACCUUCUCCCUGAUCUCGGUUCAGCUCCUCGGUGUCUUUGUGUGGUUUGCGGUAGACCCUCCACACAUUGUCGUGGACUACGGUGAGCAACGGACCCAGGACCCCAUGGCGGCACGAGGUGUCCUCAAGUGUGACAUCUCGGACCUGUCCCUUAUCUGCUCCUUGGGUUACUCCAUUUUGCUCAUGGUGACAUGCACGGUUUACGCCAUCAAGACACGAGGCGUCCCCGAAACCUUCAACGAGGCCAAGCCCAUCGGAUUUACUAUGUACACCACCUGCAUCAUCUGGCUGGCAUUCAUUCCCAUCUUCUUUGGCACAUCACAAUCUGCAGAAAGAAUGUACAUCCAAACUACCACACUGACAAUCUCCCUCAGCCUGUCGGCGUCCGUCUCACUGGGGAUGCUUUACAUGCCGAAGGUCUACAUCAUCCUCUUCCACCCUGAGCAGAAUGUCCCCAAACGAAAACGUAGUUUUAAGGCGAUUGUGACAGCCGCCACCAUGUCGGGAAAACUGAGCCAGAAGGGAGGGGACCGGCCGAACGGAGAGGUUAAAACGGAGCUGUGUGAGAGCAUGGAGACCAACACUUCAUCAACUAAGACGACGUAUGUCAGCUACAGUAAUCAUGCCAUCUGAAGAGACUGCAGAGGAAUGGGAUUGGACAGGAGGCAGGAGAGGGGGACGUGCCUUGGGGGCGGGGCAAAACGAGAGAGGAGGAGGAGUUGAUUUGCAGCCAAAUGGUUGAAGAACUGACGAACAAACGACGCCCCAACGGAAUCCAAGCAUGAGACAUUUUGUAUUGUUGCCCAUCAAACCACAGAGGUGGGACCACGUAAACAGCCAAUCAGUGUGCCUGCUUUGCUGCUACUCACAGCUCAUUGGUCCUGCCAUGAACUUACCUGUUUGAAACAAAAUAAAACAAAACAAAAAAGAAACAACAUUAAAAACAGAACAAUGGACCGAGAAACUAUAAAAAGAGAAGUUUGAAAAAAAAAAUUAAGGUAUUGAAAAACUGUGUAGACAUUAUAUAUAAAAGGGCAAGAGUGGGGCUGGAAAAGGGAUUUAACAAAUUACAUUUAAAAGAUAUUUAAAAAGAGAAAUAAGAGAAAAUCUACGAGACUCGAAUCUGUUUGUUGUUGUUCUCUACUUGUAAGUAUUUUUGUGGUUGUGACGAUUUUUUCAUUCUUGUCUCACCGUUGUCUAAUGGAUCGCCCUUGCUUAAUGAGAUGAGUGUGUUUCCUCCUGCCGUCUUGGCAAACCAGGUUGUAACCUUGGGUUGUGAACCUGUAUAAUGCCAUGGUUGAAGCAUGCCAGUUUUUAUACAAAAAUGAGAUUUAUUUAUAAUAAAGGAAUGUUUUGCAAAUGGGUAGAUUUGUUGUCGUACUUUUGAAAUAUGACAUUUUCCAUUUGCCUAUUAAUGAAAUUUGCUAUAAGAAUGCCUCCUACUUUAACGUUGUAGCCAUAAUUGAUAUUUUCCUGUUUGUAUUAAUGAAAUGUAUCUUUUAUUUAUAACAUUUUUAGGAGAACACGCACUUGUCAUAAUGUCCUGCCAAAGAAUCGACUGAAACACAUUGAAUUACACUCUUUUGCUUAACUUUGCUUAAACCACACGAGUUAACUAACCUCCUAUUGGCCAGAAAUAUGAUUUUAGAUCAUUAGUGAGACACCACCCCUCUCGUCUACCCUCUAUUGUGAGGAAGUGUAUGUUUUUAAAAGAUACGCACACAUUUUGUUCUCAAUAACCAAUAAUUAGAGCCCUGCUGCAUCUAACGGUUCAUAAUAAUAGAUGUAGAAAAGUGAACCCACUCUGGUAAUCAGCGAAUACUUAAACACUUUCUGCUGUUGAAAUUCUGAUAUUUAGCCGUCUUAUUUUCAGACGGAGUGUAAUGAGGCAGCAUUCCAAACCUUUUUAUUGUAGAUGAGAGUUGGGAUGUUGACUAAAUCAAGAGCUUUUGUUUUCUGCUCAACUCCUUCAUCAUCGCUGAAACCAGAAGAUGAAUGAUGAAUCCCUGAUCCUGUCUUCCACCCCUGGCAAACAAGACACCAAGAUGCCUAAACUCCAGCCCGAGAGAAAAUUCUACUUCAGAUGAUCUGACUCUCUUUUUUUUUUCUUACUAUGCAAGAUUCCAUUACUGAUGCAGUGAAUGGCAAGCCUUCAGCCCAAAACCACAAACGUUUCUUUAUUUCUUUAUGAUUUAAAUGGGAAUUCAAAUGAGGAUUCGAAGUUAACAGAUAAUCAAACGUUUUCCAUUUCUCUGGAUGAUUAAAUGUGGUGUUAUUUUAGUCUUUUUAAAGAGACACUGUGUAGUUUGUACUCUGGUAAUAUCAAUCAAAGUUGUUGAAAAUGAAUGAAAUAAUGCCCAGUUGUUGAAAAAAUAUUGGUGCUUCGACAACAUGUAACCAUGAAAAUCGGGUCUAAAAUACAUGGGAGUGGGUCUAAGUCUAAGCUGUGUUUUCUUCUAUGGGAGCCAAUGACAAAAUGCAUUUCCCGAUUUGGAAUAAAUGGUCAUAAAACUUU
Nothobranchius furzeri (turquoise killifish) is the source of this 3703-nucleotide messenger RNA. The record is from RefSeq and is a predicted model, not a curated record. Lineage: Eukaryota; Metazoa; Chordata; Actinopteri; Cyprinodontiformes; Nothobranchiidae.